Danio rerio (zebrafish) is the source of this 2609-nucleotide messenger RNA. It is a transcript of the gene eomesb, whose product is annotated as eomesodermin homolog b. Gene Ontology annotation, biological process: epithelium development; regulation of DNA-templated transcription; positive regulation of DNA-templated transcription. Lineage: Eukaryota; Metazoa; Chordata; Actinopteri; Cypriniformes; Danionidae. The record is from RefSeq and is marked provisional. Gene Ontology annotation, cellular component: nucleus. Gene Ontology annotation, molecular function: DNA binding; DNA-binding transcription factor activity; RNA polymerase II cis-regulatory region sequence-specific DNA binding.
AGUCAGUCAGAGAGUCAGUGAGUCGUUCAGUCAGCGGUCAGCGAGUCAAUGAUUCAAUGAGAUUCAGUGAGUCAGUAAGCCUCACCCCCAUUCAGUGACCCUGAUGCUCCUCCAUCCUCCUCUGCUUUUUCAUCUUCUCAGUGUGAACAAAAGAGCUUUCCCUUCUCAGUCUGUGGAGGACAUGAAGAAGAUUCCGUCAGUGAUGCCGAGGCGCUUUGCACACUGACCGAGACCGAGUAUCAGGCGUCGGGCUCGGUGUCCGUGAUCAGCAUGCCCGGAGAAGGAUCCAGUUCUGGCUCCGCGCUCUCUUCUCACCCGGAGGCGGAGGAGGAGAAAGUUUCUCCGGUAGUUUGUGGUGAUGAUCUGUCCAGCCGGUAUCUCCUGGACGGGCUGAGCUCCAGCCGCUACUUCAUGCAGACGCAGGACUCCCCCAGCCCGUGCUCCCUCUUCCCGUACAGCGGGCAGACCGGAGCCGUGUACGCCGGGUCGGAUGGGUCCCGGUACUCGGCUUCGCUCCACUACGGCUCCGUGCUUCCCUCCGCCGGCUUCUGCCAGUCUCUGUGCGCCGGCCGCGGAGACUUCAGCCCGGGCUAUCAUCAGUUCGGUCACGCUGCGGGGAACGGCUACAGCCCAUACCAGGGCUCUGGCUCCGGCGCCGUAGCGCUGCCCAGUGCGGCUCUGCGGGCGCAGGUGUAUCUCUGCAACCGGCCGCUGUGGCUCAAGUUCCACCGGCACCAAACCGAGAUGAUCAUCACCAAGCAGGGCAGGCGCAUGUUCCCGUUCCUCAGCUUCAACAUGACGGGUUUGAGUCUGUCUGCACACUAUAAUGUGUUCGUGGAGAUUGUUCUGGCAGACCCGAACCACUGGAGGUUUCAGGGCGGGAAAUGGGUGACCUGCGGGAAAGCCGACAACAACAUGCAGGGAAAUAAGAUUUACAUGCACCCGGAAUCCCCAAACACGGGCGCGCACUGGAUGAGGCAGGAGAUAUCUUUCGGCAAACUCAAACUGACCAAUAACAAGGGCGCGAACAUCAACACUUCUCAGAUGAUCGUCCUCCAGUCUCUGCAUAAGUACCAGCCGCGGCUCCACAUCGUGGAGGUGUCGGACGACCGAAGCGAGCGAGACUCAAACACUCAGAUCUUCAGCUUCCCGGAGAACCAGUUCAUUGCGGUUACAGCCUACCAGAACACUGACAUCACUCAGCUCAAGAUCGACCACAACCCGUUCGCUAAAGGCUUCAGAGAUAAUUAUGAUUCCAUGUACACCCUCCCAGACCGAGAGCGCCUGACGCCGUCGCCUGCAGACUCCCCCCGAGCACAGCAGAUGGUCCCGAACGCUCGAUACGCCGUCCAGCCGUUCCUGCAGGAGCAGUUCAGCAGUUUGACCCAGCGCUCAGUGACCCAGCCCAGCAGCGUGGAGGACCCGGCCCAGCGCUGGCUGAUCUCACAGAACAGCAGUAAACUGGAGCUGACGGCGUACGAGGGCGAGUACUCCAGCUCUCUGCUGCCCUACAGCUUCAAGUCUCUCCCUCUGCAGAGCUACUAUCCCGACACUGCCUUCAGCUGGGGGACCAGAGUCUCCGCCGGCUCCUCGUUCCCCAGAAAACUACCCUCCGGCCUGCCCUGGUCUCCCCGGCCCAGUCCCACAGACUUCAGUGAGGAUCCGGAGAAAGCCAGAGAGGAGAACAGCCCGUUCUGCUGGAUGGAGAAGCCGUCAGAUGCCGCAGAGCCCAGCAUUUACUCAGUGGUGUGCAGUAAGAGACGCCGGCUCUCAGGAGACGCUCCCCCUGGCAAGACUGAAGAGCAGAACUUUCACAAAGACUCUCCAUCUGCAGCCAAAGCCAUCGGCUACUACGCCUUCUACACCAGCAGCUAGAGGCAGUCGCUCGAGGUGUUUAAAGAGACAGGACACGCUAAUGUGAAGCUUCUGUGUUUAAAGGCAUAGUUCACACAUGUUUAAAUAGACAGGACAUGCAGAAAUACAGAUUCUGUUCUUAAAGGGACAGUACGCGCAAAAAAGGACAGUUCACCCAAAAAUGUAGAACAGCACACACAAUAAUGAUGAGUCUGGUUUUAACAGGGUUUCUGCAGGUUUCACCAAGUUAAAUUUAAGACUUUAAGUCCUUUUUAAGAUCAUUAUGAAUGAAGUUUUAGACUUAUACAGGGCUAAAUGCUUAGUACUUUUUUGAAAGUCCCAGUUGGAAAAGAUUUUUAUUUUCCCUAUCACAAAAUGAUUAUAAUUUACCAUUUAAUAAUACACAAUAAUAAUUGAAUAAUACAAAAAAUAUAUAUGUAGGUCAGGUCAGUAUCCUCAGCAGUAAAUAAAUAGAGAGAUGUUGAAGGGCCAUAAAACCCCCCUGUUUUUUCACACCUCUACUUUAGAAAAAGUCAGGAAAGUGGGCGUGUCCAGCUCUGUUUAGAGGGGAGUGUCGGAGGAGGGAAAGUGAGAAAGGCUCUAAAAAUUAGCAUAAAAAUGGGAGUGUUGGUUUGGGCAUGCGCUGAUUUUCACAGAGGCAAAACAAACACACAGAUGCAGGGGAGAAAGACAGUGACUGUGUUUUACAUAGACAUCAGUAAUCAAAUUAUUAGACAAAUGAUUAAAUGGUGGAG